AUGCAAGAGGUGCAGAGUCUGGAUAUUUCGAUAACAAGCAGUACUUUGAGACCAAAAGGUGGAGGUGGACGAGCCAGAACAGAGUCGAUUGCCGAACGUUGGGAUCUCGGAAGAUCACAAAUCAACACACCAAGCAAUUUCACACCAUCACAUAUCUCCAACACACCAACCAUCUCUAUAACCAACACUGCUGCGCCAUCUCCUCCUUCUGUCAUUCCCGUGCCAACCUCUGAAAGAGAGCCUGCACCUCGCAGAUCGCAAUCACUCAAUAUCCAACGUGUCGGCGAGGAGUUUAACAUCUUCCGUGCCAGUCCAAUGAGAAAACCAAAUCCAGACUUGGAGAAACUGUUGAUUCACGUGUCUCUCGUCGAUCAAUCCCACAAGGUUAUCUGUAUCACCGAGGAUUUCUUUGUUCAAGAUAUCAUUAAUCUUUUCGCUGGCAAGCUCGGACUCGCUCAGACUGAAUACUUCUCGUUGUGCGAGCAGACAACCGAUGGUUACGAUCGUUGGUUGGAUCCAACCAAGUUGAUUACCGACGCAGGCAUUCGUAAUCUCUCGAAGCUGAUCUUCAAAAUCAAGUAUUUCAAACAGCCAAAGAAACUGACCGAUCCCAAAGCAGUGCAUCUCUACUACCUACAGAUCCAACACUCGGUGGUGAACGGAAUCUAUCCGUGUUCCGAAGCGAUGGCGCUGCGUCUUUCCGCUCUGCAAUUCUACAUUACCUUUGGUGCACACGACAAAGAUCAACAUGUAGCCGGUUUCCUCGACCACGAAACACUGCUCGGUUUCAUUCCACUCGCUCACUUCCACACUCACACCGACGACCAGAUCAAGUGCAACACCAUCGUCGAGGCAAAGUUGCGUUAUCUAGAUCUCGCCAAUAAGAUUCCUACAUUCGGUGUCACAUCAUUCCAAGUAUUCGACACCUCUCGUGAGUCAUCGAGUGCACGUACCGCUCGUAUCAUCUGUGUCGCCGAGAACGGUCUACUAAUCGCACGUAAAGACAAGACCGGCUACGACUUUUUCAACUAUAAAGAUGUUAUCAAAUGUCUAUCUACACCAAGAGGUAUUAAGAUUCAAAUUCCAUUCUCUUGUGUAACUCAAAAUACAUCAGAGACAAUGAAUUUCGAUACUUCAUCGAAUGAACAAUCAAACAAUAUAAUAGAGUUACUUACAGGUUACAAGUAUUUCAUUCAAUUCGAUGAUUCUCUUAAAGGAUUAUGCGCACCACCAACUGUAGAUCUACAUUUAGCUGGUCAAUUCUCAUUGUUCCUUCCACCAAAACCAAGAGCAAAGUCUGAUCCACUUAGAAGUAGAGCUGAAUUAUUUAAAACUAUAUAUUUACAAUUAUGUACAACCUAUAAUACAAAACCAUUAAUGAAGUUUGUUGAUCAAGUAGAUGAAAUUCUCGAUAAAGAAGGUUCAUUCAGAAAUCUAUUGAUAUAUACAACCAUAGAUUUAUCAUCUUUGAACCUAAGAGCAGCCGAUCUUUCAUUCAUUGCUGAUGCACUAAGAGAUGCAUUCAAUACACCAAUUGAAGAAGGUGAAACAUUGGUUGAGAAUCUAGAUUUACAUACUAUCGAUUUGUCAAACAAUCCAUUGUUGGGAUCGGAUGUUGCAGAGCCAUUCAAGAUAUUGUUACAGGCAGCCGGUACCAUUGUCAAUAUCAACUUGAAGAACAUCGGUAUCACCAACAAAGGAUUGGGUCCAUUCAUUUCAAUCUUUGAGAAGCUAGACAACAUCGAGUCACUCCAGAUCGGAAAGAAUCGUAUAUUCGAAAUUACAGAGAAUGGAUUCAAACAGAUAUUCGAAGGAUUACAAUAUAAUACAACAUUGAAAGAGUUAAAUAUCAGUGGAAAUCCAAUUAAAUAUCAACAGAUCAAUAAGUUCUUGAAAUGGUUUGCAACAAGUAAUACUGCUAUUAAUAAUUUGUCAAUUGCAAGUACAAUGUUAAAUUCAAGUUCAGGAUCAGAGAUUCAAAAGAUACUUACAAGCAAUGGAUGUCAACUUCAACAACUCGAUGUUUCAUUGAAUGAUUUGGGAUCGUCAGGUACAAAGUCAGUGAUCAAAGGUGUUGUUGCAAACAAUCAAAUUACAGAUCUCUCACUCUCUGGCAAUAAGAUUGAAUACAGUGGUAUUCAUACUUUAUGUCAAUCACUUGAAACAACCUCACGUUUAUCAAAGAUCUCUCUAAGAUAUUGUAAUUUAUCUUCUAAAUCAUUAUAUAGAAUUUGUAAAUUAUUGGAAACUAAUACAACAAUUACCUCUUUGGAUUUAUCAAUGAAUAAGAUCUCUAAAUCAGUAUGUCAAGCGCUAUCACAAUGUUUACCAUCGAAUAAAACAUUGGAGGAGUUGUUCAUUACCAAUUGUGAGAUGGGUAACAAGGAGUUCAGUAAGUUGUGUGUUGGUUUGGAGUUGAAUGAAUCGUUAAAACGUAUAUACCUAGAUAUGAAUCCAUUCGGAAAGAAAGGACUGACACCACUGAUCACAGUGAUCAACAGUAACAAGGUGAUCGAAGUGAUAACACUCAGAAAUAUCACACUCAAUGCCAAAUACACUUUGGAUUUCCUCAAGAAACUCAACACCAACUCAACUAUCCAAAAGAUCAACUUGUCUGAGAAUCCAAUAUUCGCAGUCGAGAAACUACUUCCUGCAAUCAAAAACGGAAUCGAAGAAAACAUUAAACGUCUCAACAGAAUCAAUAUUCAAAUAUAA
Molecule: messenger RNA, 2715 nt
Organism: Heterostelium album PN500
Lineage: Eukaryota; Evosea; Eumycetozoa; Acytosteliales; Acytosteliaceae
Exons: 9
Coding region: 1-2715 (904 amino acids)
Biological process (GO): activation of GTPase activity; nucleocytoplasmic transport
Cellular component (GO): nucleus; cytosol; perinuclear region of cytoplasm
Molecular function (GO): GTPase activator activity; small GTPase binding
Source: RefSeq, a predicted model, not a curated record